Messenger RNA from Prunus armeniaca (apricot), 420 nucleotides. Lineage: Eukaryota; Viridiplantae; Streptophyta; Magnoliopsida; Rosales; Rosaceae. The record is from the annotation of a GenBank genome assembly.
AUGGGCGUGGUGAUAAUCGACGGAACUACAGUGAGGGAGUUCGUGAAAGAGGAGGCGCAGUUCAAGAAGAGCGUAGACGAGCAGUUUGUGGCUCUGGACCUCAACAGCGAUGGCGUUCUGUCGCGGGCGGAGCUACGCAAAGCGUUCGAGUCGCUGAGGCUGAUUGAGGCCCACUUCGGCAUCGACGUGGCCACCCCACCGGAGCAGCUGACUCAGCUCUACGACUCCAUAUUCGACAAGUUCGACACCGACCAGAGCGGGACGGUGGAUCUCGAGGAGUUCAGGGAGGAGAUGAAGAAGAUUAUGCUGGCCAUCGCCGACGGGCUCGGCUCAUCCCCUAUUCAGAUGGUUCUUGAGGACGACGACCAAAACUUUCUCAAGAAGGCUGCCGAUCUCGAGGCUUCCAGGACCUCCCUCUGA